AUGUUAUCCAAAAUUGACAUUAUUAUUCAAGCGGGGACCUCUUCCAGUGAGACGGAGACUACUAACCCGAGUCACGAGAUGCUUCGUUCCACUUUGGCUGCUUAUCCGGAAACUACAUUUGGUGAAAUGCUUAAAGAACCACCAAAAGAGGUGGUGGAGCACAAAGAAUAUUUUUUUUAUCGAAAUGGAGAAGCAUUCGGAUUCAUCAUGCAAUUCUACCGCGAAGGCAAAAUCAAGUGGUUCUAA
This is a messenger RNA of Ambispora gerdemannii, 246 nucleotides long. The record is from the annotation of a GenBank genome assembly. Lineage: Eukaryota; Fungi; Glomeromycota; Glomeromycetes; Archaeosporales; Ambisporaceae.